Messenger RNA from Ambispora leptoticha, 996 nucleotides. The record is from the annotation of a GenBank genome assembly. NCBI's taxonomy places the organism in Eukaryota, Fungi, Glomeromycota, Glomeromycetes, Archaeosporales, Ambisporaceae.
AUGUUAUUAAACGAGAAUGAGACAAAUAAUUUCAAAACAGUCAGAACAAAUAAUAAAGAAGAGUCAAAUUUAAAUGAUGAUAAUUCUUUUUCAAUGUCAAUAUACAACGACAUAAGAAUUUCAUUUGUUGAUAACAAACCAGAUGAAACCAAGCAUUCGAUGAUUAAUGAAUCAAUUUCAACAAAUAUUAAUAGCACUAAAAAAAAUAAUCAAGUUUCAUUUGUUGAUAACAAACCAGAUGAAACCAAGCAUUCAAUGAUUAAUGAAUCAAUUUCAACAAAUAUUAAUAGUACUAAAAAAAAUAAUCAAGUUUCAUUUGCCGAACAGACUAUUGAAUUAUUCAGCGAUGCUUUAUCUCGUGCUGAAUAUUUUGAUAAAAUGAUCAAAAUAAUCAAAGAAAAUUUAACAGAACAUCAUCAAAGUCCCAUGAAAUUCUUUAACGAUCUUUUAUCAAGCGACAAUAAUGAUGAUCGAGACGAAUUUCAUUGCUUGCUCGGUUUCUGUUAUGAGCAUGGAAUCGGAACAACCGUAAAUUUCGAGAAAGCUUUCAACUCAUACUUGAACGGAACUAAAUCGAAUGGAAUCUACAGCCAGAAUUUAUUGGCACAUUGUUAUCGAGAUGGAAUUGGCACUGCAUAUUGUUAUGAAAAUGGAAUUGGGACAAUGGCAAAGCCGAAAUCCGCCUUUUAUUGGUACGAGAAAUCAGCACUCGCACACGAUCCACAAGGUGAAUACUAUUUGGGAUACUGUUAUCACCAUGGAGUCGGUACCAAAAAAGACAUACAAAAAGCAUUAUACUGGUACCGUCUGUCAGCCAAAGACGGAGACCCUUAUGCACAAUGCAGAUUAGGCAUAUUCUAUGAUUGGGGAAAAACAGGUAUACAGGUUGAUGUCCAUGCCGCAAUCUAUUGGUAUAGGAAGGCAUUUAACAAUAAUCAUACUAAUGCAGGACGCAGACUUAAUAAUUUAUUUCAGAUUAAUGGAAAUUCUAGCUAG